UCAGAAAUCUAUAUAUAACGAGAUAGUACGCGCCUGAAUCCCAUAGUCGAUAAAAAUGAUUUCAGUAGCAACAUUGUCGUUAUUUCUGCUAAUCUGUAACAUUUGCACAAUUAACGCAGAUGACUAUGAGAUCAGCAACCAAAAGUUUCCUGAUGAUUUUAUGUUCGGUACUGCAACUGCUUCCUAUCAAGUAGAAGGUGCAUGGAACGAAGAUGGAAAAACAGAAAAUAUGUGGGAUAACGUCACCCAUCGACAGCCAGAUUUCAUUGAUGAUAGAUCCAAUGGUGAUGUUGCUUGUGAUUCGUACCAUAAAUACAAAGAAGACGUAGCCAUGCUCAAAACACUAGGAGUCAAUCAUUACAGAUUCUCGCUGGCCUGGAACAGAAUUCUACCAAAUGGUAAAUUUUUUUAUUGUCAUAUUUUUCAAAUUUCAGGAAAAGUUGGUAUCACCUUGGACACGUCUGCUUUUGUACCAGCUUCUAAUAGCUCUGAAGAUAAAGUUGCUGCAGCGACGAUGUACGAUUUUGAGUUAGGUGUCUACGCCAAUCCCAUCUAUCAUGGCGAUUACCCAGAAAUCGUGAAAACGCGUGUAGAGAUUCGAAGCAAGAUGGAAGGAAGGCAAAAGUCCCGUCUUCCAGUGUUCACUGCUCAAGAGAAGGCCUACAUUAAGGGAACCCACGAUUUCUUCGGUGUCAACAUUUACACGGGAGAACUAGUAGAACCCCUUCCAGAACCACCUUCUAAUUAUCCAGUUAGCAAAUAUGCAGAUCAAAGCGUUAACAGUUUUCAACCUGACACUUGGGAAAAAACACUGCUGGGGUAUUUUAAGGUUGUACCUUGGACAGUCAGAUAUUUGUUGAGAUGGAUAAAAGAACGCUACGAUGAUCCGGAGAUCAUCAUUGCAGAAAAUGGUUACCCUGAUGCUGGUGGACUGCAAGAUGAAAAAAGGCUUUCAUAUAUAAGGGAAUAUCUGAGCCACAUCAGGGAUGCGAUGAUCGAAGAUAAAGUGAAAGUUUUUGGAUACACCGUGUGGAGUCUAAUGGAUAACUUUGAAUGGACAAGUGGAUAUACUAUAAAAUUUGGAAUUUACCAAGUCGAUUUCAACAAUCCCAAUAGGAACAGGACCCAGAAGCUUUCUGCUGAAUUUUUCCAAAAAGUUUGUAAAACACGAUGUUUGGUAGAUGUGUGCGAAAAUUAAUAAAAUGGUAAUGAAAAUGUA
This is a messenger RNA of Leptinotarsa decemlineata (Colorado potato beetle), 1219 nucleotides long. Its product is annotated as lactase/phlorizin hydrolase. The record is from RefSeq and is a predicted model, not a curated record. Gene Ontology annotation, molecular function: beta-glucosidase activity. Gene Ontology annotation, biological process: carbohydrate metabolic process. Lineage: Eukaryota; Metazoa; Arthropoda; Insecta; Coleoptera; Chrysomelidae.